AGGAGAGUGGAGGGCCUCACGAAUCGAGUGUUUGAAAUGCAGGCGGCUCCGUCCUGCUACGGCAGCAUGGUUGCUAGCACAUCAGAAGAAGUCACAACAUCCACAUUAUCGCGGGGACCAAUGACCAUGUCUGUAUCAAAAUCUAACAGUCAAUUUAUUGAGGCUCCUGCUUUUUUCUACGAUAUGGACACUGAUUUGAAGGAUUUGAAAACCGCACUAAAAGACGUGGAUUUACUAAACGACUCUGGCUACCGAUCGGUAAUGGAACGAUCCACUCAUCCAUUUGCGACGAGUCUAGUUUUCCACGAAGACAAUGGCUUCGAUUCUGAAGACGACGCAACGGACGAGCAUUGGGAUGGGUAUCUCACAGUGGGAGGUGACCGAAUUAAAAUUCGCGACAUGUCCGACAUCCUGGCGACUAGAUACGCUUUCAUUUCUGGAGCUCGCACCACUGAAGGAUUGACAAUUGUAACGUUUCCGGACUCUAGAUCGACGCUUCCUUUUGAAGACUACUCACUUCUUGUGAAGUAUCUUUUGCAAGUUCCUCCCCUGGAGGACAGCCACAAGGGUUUUGUGAUAAUAAUCGAUCGCCGGAGUGACAAGUGGUCUUCCGUACGGACUUUACUACUUCAGAUUUCUUCAUUCUUCCCUGGAAAAAUCUGUGUGACGUUUGUUAUCAAGCCGGAAGGCGUUCUACAGCGUGCUCUUGAAGUUGGGUAUCGUGGAGCAGCCGACACUUGCUCAUUUCAGGUGAUCCAACUCGAAUCGUCGGCCGAACUUCGGAAAUACAUUCAUCACGAGUUUUUGACAAUGGAUGUCGGUGGCCUUAUCAAGUAUAACCACUUGGAAUGGGUGCAGCACAGAAUGGACAUUGAACGAAUGAAAGCGUCUGCAACAGCCAUCGCUGCUUCUCUUACCGAAUUCGGAAAAACCUUGCGAGAAACUGAACUACCUAAUGAUGCGGACAGUACAGCACGGAUAUUGGAGCUUCAGACUGCCGAAAAGAUGGCUAUUAAGGAAGAAUUCAAAAUUGCUGUCCGAAAGGGCUUCACCUUGCUCAAGUCCGUCAGGCAGCUGGAUAAGAAGCCGACACCUGAACAACUAUCGCCGACUCGGCUCCAUAAUGUGACGGCAAUUGAGCGAAUGCUGGUUCAAUUGGAAGAGACAGAGCGAAGCUUUGAUUCAUUUUGGACAAAACACGAACGUCGCUUGAGAUAUUGCCUUGAACUUCGGCAAUUUGAGGAUAGUUUCAGAAAGCUACAAGCCGCGUUUGCUCGCCACAUGCUUUACUUGGAGGAGCAUCGAGAAGUCGGCAACUGCACCGAAAAAGCUUUACAUCUCGCGGAACAGCACAGACAAUACGCAGAAGGCGCGAUGGAAGAAGUUGAAGCCUCGCGAAAUCUCAAAAAAGCCGGAGAAGAUCUCAUCAACUCGAAUGAAGCCGAGCUUUCGGGGAGUUUAGAGCCAAAGUGUGAGGAACUGGAGAGGAUGGCCGCUGCACUGACAUCUGCUUUGGAACGUCGAGGCGAUUGUCUUAAACGAAGUGCAACGAUGCAUGAACAAAUUGCAAAGGCAAACUCAUGGUGCACUCGAGGCGCAGACUUGCUGACCAAUGGAAUGACAGACUUUACAAAUCCAAAUCCAUCUUCUUCUUUAACUACACUUGAUGCAUUUAUUGAGGAAGGGACUAAUCUGAAUAUCGAGUUUCUCAAGGAUACUACUUCCCCAAUGAAUCAGUUACUUCUACUGACAACAAUCGAAACUUCAACUCUUCUUAACCUGAUCGAAGAACGCAUUGGAGACAUUCGAAGAAUGUCCCUUGCCAAACGUGACCAGCUCACCAAACUGCACCUCCAAAAGCCUCCACCAGUACAAGUCGUCACUCCGGAAAAAAAGAGCAAAAAGAAUAGUAGCAAAAACGAGCUCGACAGCAAAGAUGUCCCUAGCUGCUCGGGAGAAUCGACACCAGCCGGAACACUCAGCCCAAGACGAGAGACUCGAGAAGUGACGAAUGCGUUUGAUGAAAUGAUUGCGACCGAAAUCAGUUAUGUUGCCGAUUUGAAAGAUAUCAUUAUUCACUACUUGGAGCCAUUUGAGGCGACUGAAAAUCAGAAUAGUCUACCAGACACACUUCGUGGAAAGCCUGACUGUCUCUUUGGCAAUGUUCGUGAGCUCUACAAAUUCCAUCAUAGAACUGUGCUGGAAGAUUUGGUUGCCGCGAGAUCUACAGCUGAGAUGUGUCGUGUUUUGAUGCAGCAUCGCAAUCAAAUCUAUGUCACUUAUCGAACCUACUGCCAAAUUCACGGAUCAAAUCAAAAAGUUCGUGAUUCUGUAAAAAAUCACCCAUUCUUCAAAGAGUGCCAACGAAAUGCCAAUCACAACAUGGACAUGAGCUCCUACCUCUUGAAACCCAUUCAACGCAUAAUGAAAUACCAACUUCUACUUGGAAAUAUUAUGGACGACUGCCCAGCAGAUGUUCGGGAUGAAGUCGCAAUGACUCGUGACAGUAUGGUUGAGCUUCUCAAUCAAAUUGACGCCUCUAUGCAACAACUCCACAUUUCCGGAUACAAUGGAGAUCUGAAAUCGCUCGGACUGCUUCGUCUUCAAACGGAAUGCGAUGUGUUCACCUACAAUAGGAAGAAGAAGGCCAAGCUGUCACGUGCUCAGAAAAGAUUCAUCUUCUUUUUUGAUGGAGCCGUUAUGUUCUGCAAGAAACGCGUCAGCAAUCCAGGAACUACUCUCAACUCGGAGCCUGAAUACUUUGAGCACAAGUUCUGUAUUCCGAUCAUCUCUCUGGGCUACGAUACAUCUUCUCGCACUGGCGCCUCACGAUUUGAAGUUUGGGACGACGCGAAAACCGACGCCUACGUCAUUGAAACUAUUGAUCAAACGGCUCGCACCAAAUGGAUUCAGCGUCUCGGAAAAAGUGAGACUGCACAAGACGCUUGCCUGGAAAACAGGCAAAGGCCAAAGAGCUGGGCGAGCACUGUGUCGAACGAGAGUUCGUGCUCGUCGAGCACCCGUGAAUCGGACAGCACUGAUAGCACAAUGGACACCAAUGGGAAUACACAGACGACGCAAGUGGACGUUCCUUACUCGCCAACGUUGGACAGUUCAAUUGAUUUAUCCUUUCAGAUGGACACUACCACACCGCUCAGAACAUCUGAAAUCAACAAUGAAGUGGAGCUUGUCGAUAGCUGUUAAAACACGUUAAAACUAUCAAUUAUUGACAUUGAAUUAUUGAAUUUGUAAAAAAAAAAGAGUUCAAAUCCUCCCAACCUCCGUUUUAUAUAUUUUAAAUAUACUAUUUUCUGAACCAGUUCCAAUGGUUUCCUGUUCAACUCUCUAAUGCCCUCUCCUAUGGUUUGCGGGUAUCAACUAUCACUAGAUAGGCGUUCUUCUUCUUUUUUUUUAAAUGUAACGGUAACACUUUGUUAACUAAAAUAGUGACAGUGUGCUCAUUAUCUCCCACUCUUUGUUUUUACUGUCUAGAUUGUUUAUGUCGCCUCGUUUUUUUUCCUUCCUUCCCCCCGGUUAUCAGCCGGUCUGUGAAUCUGUACGAGUUUUUUUUUUCGUAGCUUACUACCAGUUUUCUCCCUCCACCGUCAUUCAAUGAGUAUUCACUAACAUUUUUAAAAUUUUAAUCUUUGUAUUUCAUCUCUUCCAAUAAAUUUAAU
Molecule: messenger RNA, 3677 nt
Organism: Caenorhabditis elegans
Lineage: Eukaryota; Metazoa; Nematoda; Chromadorea; Rhabditida; Rhabditidae
Gene: cgef-1
Product: DH domain-containing protein
Exons: 22
Coding region: 37-3204 (1055 amino acids)
Molecular function (GO): guanyl-nucleotide exchange factor activity
Source: RefSeq, marked reviewed